AAUUCUGUUUAUACACAUUUCGUACCCGUGCUAAUAGUUUUGAGAAUAUGGCCGCCAGCGUGGAAAAGAAUGUUUUUUGUGUAAAAGAUAUUUCUUCAUACUCAUGGCUUGAAAAUUACUUGGGCAAUACUGCUGCUUCCUGGAAACCAAUUUCAUUAACAUAUGUUUUAUACCCUGAAGGUGAUCUUGUUGGAAAGGUGUUGGCUUGGAGUAGCAUGCUACCAAUUUUUAUUCUAGUAUCCUUUGUUACUUUAAUCCUCUUCAGACGAGAGUUGCACACGAUGGCAUUUUUUGGUGGGAUUCUCAUAAAUGAAAUUGUCAAUAUGGGUUUAAAGUAUAGCAUCAAGUCACCAAGACCAUGUGGACGUCACAAAUUUACUAACAUUAUGAAUGAAUUUAUGAGCAAAGAAGUUAUUUUGAAGCACUCUGACAUCACAGCUGACGAAAGAAAAGAAUUGUACAAUAAAUAUGGAAUGCCUUCAAGUCAUGCUCAAUUUAUGUCAUUUUUUGCAAUUUAUAUGUUAUUCUUCGCUUAUAUCAGAUUAAAAAUGCAUGUUUACGAGAAGUUUAUGGAUAAUAUUAGACAACACCUCAUCGCGUUUUCUUCUGUGGGAGCUUCUGUAAUAGUCUGCUAUAGUAGGAUAUAUCUUCAUUACCACACACUGGAACAAGUUAUUGUUGGAAUAGUAGUUGGGCUUGUGAAUGGUGCUGUUUGGUUUUAUAUUGUGGAGACUUUGUUCACUCCUAUUUUUCAAGACAUAGUUAAUACGAAAAUAGCCGAGUAUUUCCUUAUAAGGGAUUCUUCAAAUAUACCAGAUAUUCUUUGGUUUGAGUAUACUUCAUCUCGAACAGAAGCUAGGCAACGACAGAGACGUAUCACUCAGAAAUCACAAUAGUGUGUUCAAAUUUGACAAGAAUGACUUGUUUGUGUGGUCGCCUCCAUUUUUUUACUCACCGAUUUUGUAAAUACAACUUCUAAUAAAUGCUGUCAGAUAAAA
Molecule: messenger RNA, 998 nt
Organism: Hydractinia symbiolongicarpus
Lineage: Eukaryota; Metazoa; Cnidaria; Hydrozoa; Anthoathecata; Hydractiniidae
Product: dolichyldiphosphatase 1-like
Exons: 9
Coding region: 48-896 (282 amino acids)
Biological process (GO): lipid biosynthetic process; protein N-linked glycosylation
Cellular component (GO): endoplasmic reticulum membrane; intracellular membrane-bounded organelle
Molecular function (GO): dolichyldiphosphatase activity
Source: RefSeq, a predicted model, not a curated record